This is a messenger RNA of Pangasianodon hypophthalmus (striped catfish), 3162 nucleotides long. It is a transcript of the gene nceh1a, whose product is annotated as neutral cholesterol ester hydrolase 1a. Gene Ontology annotation, cellular component: membrane. The record is from RefSeq and is a predicted model, not a curated record. Gene Ontology annotation, molecular function: carboxylic ester hydrolase activity. Lineage: Eukaryota; Metazoa; Chordata; Actinopteri; Siluriformes; Pangasiidae. The transcript is spliced from 5 exons. Bases 4 to 1335 code for a protein of 443 amino acids.
CUGAUGGAAACAUCUCUUCUCAGGAUGAUGAAGCUCCUGUGUGGUGGAACUCUGAUUUUAACUCUCGCUCUGUCUUACUACGUCUACAUGCCGUUACCUGCGACUGUCUCCGAGCCGUGGAAACUCAUGCUGGUGGGGGCGACGUUUCGCACCGCCACUCACCUGGCUGAUGUCUCACACUCUCUGGGUCUCGCCCAUCAUAUCCGUGUCCUCAGUCUGGUCGUGACGAGUUUCGAGCGUUUGGUGCCGGCGGAGUUCGAAGACAUUCAGAUGGAGGACACGGAGUUUGACGGUGUUCAGGUUCGCGUGUACACGCCUCAACACCGAGACGGCACGCUGCGACCCGCUGUAGUGUUCAUCCACGGGGGAGGGUGGGCUCUCGGAGUGCCUAAGCUGGGCUCUUAUGACGUGCUGUGCAGGAAGAUGGCGGUCAAGCUGAACGCUGUGGUUGUGACAGUGGAUUACCGUAUGGCCCCAGAUGUACGCUUCCCUGUGCAGUAUGAGGAGUGCGUGCAGGCGGCGCGUCACUUCCUGCAGCGUGAUGUUUUGGCUCGUUACUCUGUGGAUCCGGACCGAGUCGCUGUGUGUGGUGACAGUGCAGGAGGAAACCUUGCUGCUGCAGUCGCACAACGGAUUGCCCAAGACAGCAGAGGUGAUGGUGAUGUGAGGGACAGCAGUAGUGACAAUGUGAAGAGCAACAGCAAAGAUGAUGAUGCAAGGAACAGCAUUGGAGAUGGUGGGGUAAAGUUUAAGCUACAGGUGUUGAUCUAUCCUGUCCUUCAGCCUCUGGACUUCAAUACUGCAUCCUACCAGCAGAACCGGGGAGUUCCCAUCCUGUACCGUGACCUGAUGGCACGGUACUGGCUGGAGUAUCUGGGUGCGGAUGCAGCUCUGCUCCACACCAUCCUCCUGAACAACCACACGGCACUGGACGAGUCCCGAGCCAACCCUCACCGCUCUAAAGUCGACUGGACCUCGAUGAUCCCUGAGCACAUGUGCAAACAGUAUACGGCCAUCUUCCCUCAAACCGGCUCGCCCUCCGUCCUGCAGGACGUCCCUGCGAUGCUGGACCCGCGAGCUGCUCCUCUGCUAGCCGAACAGGAAAUAUUACAGACAGCGCCAAGCGCUUACAUCAUGACGUGCGAGCAUGACGUGCUGAGGGAUGAUGGGAUGAUGUACGUCCACCGCUUAGAGCACGCCGGCGUCUCUGUCACACAUCGUCACUAUGAAGACUGCUUUCACGGCUGUGUGAGCUUCGCCUUCUGGCCAUCGUACUUCUCUGUGGGGAUACGAGCCAUAGACGAUUACAUCGCCUGGCUUCACACACACCUGUAGAUGUUACAGUGUUUACCUGUAUACACACUUUCACACUCAGGCUGUAGGUGUAAAAAUUUUACUCAUGUUACUGUCAUUUGCAGAAUAAACAGUGGUGGUGCGUCAAGUGACAAAAGGAAAUGCAACACUUGUAAAACUGCAAUACUGCUUAAGUAUUAGCAUCUCUGUCUUGUAUCACAUCUGUGAAGUUUUAAAUUAAUCAUAUGCAAAAGUUAUGUCAAAAUUGUAAUUUCUCUCAAGCCACUCCCCCCAACUUCACCCCAUUCCCUCUGUCUCUGGGGCCAUACACCGUGUCCCGCCCUUUCAUUCCUCUCUGGAGAGAGCUUACGGUCAUAUAACCCUGGGAAUGCCCAAUCUUGUUGCCAAACCCUUACAGCCUCUCUCACUCUCUCUCUCUCUCUCUCUCUCUGUCUCCACAUGGCCCACACUAAAGCCCUAUCUCUUGUAAAAAUCCGCCUGGCCCCAUCUUUUCUGAAGACAUCCACCUGGCUCCAACCCUUUACCUUCUCUCUGGAGACAUCUAUGUGGCUCCACCUCCUCCUUCCUUUCUGAAGACAUCCACCUGGCUCCAACCCUUUACCCUCUGUCUGGAGACAUCUAUGUGGCUCCACCUCCUCAUUCCUUUCUGAAGACAUCCACCUGGCUCCAACCCUUUACCUUCUCUCUGGAGACAUCUAUGUGGCUCCACCUCCUCAUUCUUUUCUGUAGACAUCCAUCUGGCCCCACCCCCUUAUCUCUCUCUCUGGAGACAUCUAUGUGGCUCCACCUCCUCAUUCCCUUCUGAAGACAUCCACCUGGCUCCAACCCUUUACCUUCUCUCUGGAGACAUCUAUGUGGCUCCACCUCCUCCUUCCUUUCUGAAGACAUCCACCUGGCUCCAACCCUUCACCUUCUCUCUGGAGACAUCUAUGUGGCUCCACCUCCUCCUUCCUUUCUGAAGACAUCCACCUGGCUCCAACCCUUUACCCUCUGUCUGGAGACAUCUAUGUGGCUCCACCUCCUCAUUCCUUUCUGAAGACAUCCACCUGGCUCCAACACUUCACCUUCUCUCUGGAGACAUCUAUGUGGCUCCACCUCCUCAUUCCUUUCUGAAGACAUCCACCUGGCUCCAACCCUUUACCUUCUCUCUGGAGACAUCCACCUGACCCCGCCCCCUUAGCCUUUCUUCUCUGGAGACAUCCACAUGGCUCUGCCCCUUUAGACCUCUCUCAGGAGACAUCUGCCUGGCUUUGCUUCCUCAUGUCUUUCUGGAGAUAUCUACCUGGCCUAGGAGUGUAAACUGCAAUACAUAAUAGAAACAUGAACAUUGUAAAGACAUAAAUUAGGAUUAAACUCACAAAUCUUACAAUUUCAAGAUCUGAUUAGGGACGUAAAAUUAUAUUUGACACAAAAAUAACUCCAUAGUAUUUUUUUACUGCCUAAAGUAAAUUACUUAAAUGCAAGGAUAAAACAAUAUAGCUGACGUUUUGAGAAGAUGAGGAUGUUAAAAUUCUCAAUUCUUUACAAAUUUUAAUUUCUAUAUUGAAUUUACAUACAGUAUAUAACCCUAUAAAUAACUACAUACUCAUCUGACUUGCGUUGCUUGCGUUAGUUUUGUGUUUAUUGUAAAACAUUGUUCUUAUAUUGAGAAAAUUGCAUUAUAAACUUAUUAUUAUAUUCAGUAAUAGCAGUAUUAUUAGUAGUACACUUUAGCUAGUGUGUUGAUUUUACAGAUUAAAUGCCCAGUUUGUUCAUGUUCUCCAUUUAUAUACAGUGUUAUGUACAAGAAUUACAAAGUUGUAUUUUAUUUUUCCUUCUUUGGCUAUAAAUAAAACAUGUUACAGGUUA